Oncorhynchus gorbuscha (pink salmon) is the source of this 1413-nucleotide messenger RNA. RefSeq names its product caspase recruitment domain-containing protein 19-like. Gene Ontology annotation, cellular component: mitochondrion. Lineage: Eukaryota; Metazoa; Chordata; Actinopteri; Salmoniformes; Salmonidae. Bases 96 to 701 code for a protein of 201 amino acids. The transcript is spliced from 6 exons. The record is from RefSeq and is a predicted model, not a curated record.
AGGAACGGUUUGUUCAGGUGCAGAAUGACAGAUUUUCACAUUGUCAGCUUGGGGGAUUCAAUCUUGCAACCUUACAGUUAACUAGUCCAACACUAAUGACCUGCCUCUCUCCCGUUCCACUCCACAAGGAGACUGCCUGUUAUGCGAAUGCAGUAAGCCAAGACAGUUUCCAUGACCAGCUAUUGGAGGACAGUCGGUUCCUCAGGACAGACCGUCGACUGGACACAGAACUAGUGGAUAAGCUCAUCCUGCAGCUCAACAGGAUCUACCCACAGAUCCUCACAGACAAGGAGGCCACCAAAUUUAGGGACCUUGAUGUGCCCACCUGCGUCCGACUGGCCGAGCUCCUGGCUCACCUACAGGGGAAAGGUGAAGAGGCCUGCCGGGAGUUCUACCGGGCGCUUCACCUGCAUAUGGAAGAGGUGUACUUCAGCCUACCAACACGCCUCCGCCUCAGAGAUUCUGUAGACCCGUUCACGAUUCCAGCCUCACCCACCCAGCCGAGAUAUGUGCUGAACGACCGAGGUCCUCUGUUCUUCCUGAGUUGUUUUGGUGUUGCGGUGGGGAUGGCUCUACUGUAUUACUAUGGCGAGGCCAAAGUAACAGGGGGAAGCGGGGCUCUUGGCAUGGCUGCUCUUGGACUGGGCCGACGAGCCAGAGAGGUUCUCAUAUGGUACGCUGAAGACCCCAUCAGGAAGUAGUCUGUGUGUCUCCACUACCACAGCAAAACAAGCACUCCAAAGGUGUUUCCGGACAUCCAUAACACACUACACAAAUACCCCUUUCACAUUACCAUGCCAACCUGAACCAAACUGUGCUGGUUACAGCAACUAUGGUCGAUGAGUAACUGAGCCAGUUUAUUACAGCUUGGUUUGGCUCAGUUCAGUUUGUUUCAGUGGUGUGAAAAGCCAGGGGAUUAUAACUUUGUACAUACUGUAUAUAGCAGUCUUUUGGCUUUAGGAAUCUUGAGGUUUUUUUGGACAAUUUGUCAUAUAGCAACUGGUUUUCUUAUGAACUUUCAUUGUCUUCAUAAUGGUUAGAUAUUAGACAUGCGUCUUCUCUGGUGAAAGGGACUAUUAUCACACUUAUGCUCUGUUACUGAACAGCAUCUUGUCAAGAGCCAGCCUCCUUCCAUUGUUCUUUUGGUGUGGUUUGGACACCGUGUACAGAAACCAAUAAACUCACUUUAAAUGAACCUUUCCUACUGAAUGUGUUGUACUACUUGCAGUAUGCUCAGGAGAUUGACGUUAGGAAACAUCAAACGGCAAAGGAGGGUAUUUAUCAAAUAGGAUGUUUAUUUGUUUACUGAAGGAAACCAACCAAGCACUACGUUUUAUUGCAAUUUGAAUUGUAAUAUCAUCUCUGUUAUCAGGGAGGAUCUAUAAAUGGAAAACAUGAAUGAUAUUUUUUUUU